This is a messenger RNA of Musa acuminata AAA Group (dessert banana), 712 nucleotides long. Its product is annotated as protein GLUTAMINE DUMPER 3-like. The record is from RefSeq and is a predicted model, not a curated record. Gene Ontology annotation, biological process: regulation of amino acid export. The coding region runs from base 82 to 573 and encodes 163 amino acids. NCBI's taxonomy places the organism in Eukaryota, Viridiplantae, Streptophyta, Magnoliopsida, Zingiberales, Musaceae. The transcript has a single exon.
AUUGCUUCAUUCUCAAGUCACCACUCUCUCUCUCUCUCUCUCUCUCUCUCUCUCUCUCGUUGUGAUUUCAAGGGGAGCAUUAUGAGGACGGGUGGAGUUUACAACGCAAACGGCGGCGCAACCAUGGCAAAGGCGCCGUCCAUGGCUCCCGGCGGGCCUCAUUCCGGGUGGCACUCGCCGGUUCCCUACCUCUUCGGUGGGCUGGCGGCGAUGCUCGGCCUCAUCGCGCUCGCCCUUCUGAUCCUUGCCUGCUCCUACUGGAAGCUCUCCAGCUACCUUGAAUCCGGCGACGGUGCCGACCAGCCUAACCACGAGAAGCCCAGCGACGGCUCGGCCGGCAAGGAGACCGCCUUCGUGGAGGAGAGUGUCCUCGUCAUCAUGGCCGGCAACAGUGCCCCCACCUUCCUCGCCAUUCCCACAGCAUCCGGCUCCGUUUCGCUUGUAGGCAACAGCACUGCUGCUAACACCGACCUCGAUGAAUCAAACAAGCAGGAGGACACUGACAUGACUCGGGACUCGCGACCCAUGGAAGGUGGCCACAGCCAGCACCAAAGCCAAAACCAAGAACUGUAGCUGAGAGUUCCCUUUCCCCCUUUACCUUAUGGUGGAUAGGAUUCGCGUUCGUUUAGUGCUUUUUCCAGUUGUAUUUAACUUGCAUGAUUCGGGAGUGUAAAUUCUUGAGUAGGACAUGAAUGAAGCUUCGUUCUCUGAA